ACUGGUAACAUACAAUAAUUAGGUUAUCUUCGUCUGCAACUUGAUCUCAUUAGUGUGGAGACUACCAUGUGUUUGCGAAUGUGUGAUUGAAAAGUGGUCCUACAUUCUUUUCCUUUUUUUGUUGUUGUUUUGAUAAAGGAUUUUCUGAUGUCAUGAAUAAACUAGUACAAGCAAGGGUGGGUUGGUAUGUCAUGACCUCAGAAAACGAGAGCAGAAUAAAAACCAAAUAAUACAUCGGAGGGGUAUCCACCGCAGGGAUAUCGGUCGCAAGGCAACCCACAGCAGGGCGAUACUCCUCCAUCUGCGCCGGAAUAUCUCCACCACCGCAGCAUCAGAAGAAACAUCAGAGCCCUUAUUGGUGUCUAGAAGAAUGAAACCUAGAAAAGAAACAACAAUGACUCAGUACAAUCAACCUCCCGUUGGUGUUCCUCCUCCUCAAGGUUAUCCACCAGAGGGGUAUCCACCGCCGGGAUAUCCGCCGCAAGGUUACCCACCGCAGGGAUACCCACAGCAAAGCUAUACUCCUCCGUAUGCGCCGCAAUAUCCUCCACCACAGCAGAAUCAGCAGCCGCAUCAACAGAGCAGUACUACUGGGUGUCUACAAGGAUGGAUGAACAUGCUUACAUUCAAACAUUGAACUGGUACUGGUUAUAGACUACAUUGCAUAUUUAAAGCAAUUGAAUUUGGUAAGCAACGGAAGUUUUUCACCCAACUUCUUCUCAAUAAAAUAAUAAAAACAUUUUUUUAUAAAAAGAAAAGAGAUGAUAGACACUUGAGAAACGAUUGUCAUAUAAAAAACUCUUUGACUUCUGUUGAAAAACUGUGUUACUAUGUACUCCCUUCGUUUGUAAGUGAUGUUUAGGAUUUUUGUUUUGUUUCAGUUUAAAUGAUGUUCUUAAGUUUCAUGCAAAAAGUAAAUGUAAUUUGAAAUUUAAAACCAUUUGUAUAUGGCUGUAUAAAUUCUUAUUGAUUGAAUUAGCUGUAGUUAUUGUUUUUUAUGGGAUAAAUUAAAUAAAAAUUAGUAAUUCUUUAA
Molecule: messenger RNA, 1033 nt
Organism: Brassica rapa (field mustard)
Lineage: Eukaryota; Viridiplantae; Streptophyta; Magnoliopsida; Brassicales; Brassicaceae
Product: cysteine-rich and transmembrane domain-containing protein WIH2-like
Source: RefSeq, a predicted model, not a curated record